Spodoptera litura is the source of this 5934-nucleotide messenger RNA. RefSeq names its product Mitogen-activated protein kinase kinase kinase 13 wallenda. The record is from RefSeq and is a predicted model, not a curated record. Gene Ontology annotation, molecular function: protein serine/threonine kinase activity; ATP binding. Gene Ontology annotation, cellular component: cytoplasm. Gene Ontology annotation, biological process: protein phosphorylation. Lineage: Eukaryota; Metazoa; Arthropoda; Insecta; Lepidoptera; Noctuidae.
AUCAGUCUAUGGGCAUCAGUCAAUCUAUGGUGCACGCGUUAAACGCGAAGGUAAAUCUGGUUCCAACGUUUGGCAAAAUGGACGGGGGUCCUCUGGAUCACGAUCCUGACCCCGCGAUGAUAUUGGAGGGUAGACUUCAAGGCUUUUUCCCAGCCUUAGAUGAAGAAGAAGACAAGAAGAAGACACUGUGGAUGGGAGGCGUGCUCGAGUGCUUCACCACAGUAUUUUCUUUAUUCACCCAAAGCGACCAAAAGCCUCAAGAAGAGGACUGGGACAUUUCCUACGAUAAGUUGUCGGAUCUGGUGUACUUGGGCGCUGGAGCCCAAGGCAUCGUGUUCGGUGGCCAAUACCGCGGCGAACUGGUAGCCGUAAAGCAGCUUCGCGACAAAAAUGAUUGCAAUAUCAAACAUCUUCGCAAGCUGAACCACGAAAACAUCGUGCAAUUCAAAGGCAUCAGUACUAAUGGACCUUCAGCCUGCAUCAUCAUGGAGUUCUGCCAAUAUGGUCCUCUAUUUGAGUACAUCCACAGUGGAUCUAGCUUCUUGCCCUCCCAGAUCUUGAAGUGGGCCAAAGAAAUAGCUCAAGGAAUGGCGUAUUUACACAGUCAUAAGAUUAUCCAUAGAGACUUGAAAUCUCCCAACGUUCUGAUUGCCGAUAACCUUGUGGUAAAAGUCAGCGAUUUCGGCACUAGUCGCGAGUGGAAUGAUGUGAGUGCCGUGAUGAGCUUCACGGGAACUGUAGCCUGGAUGGCACCCGAGGUGAUCAGGCACGAGCCCUGCUCUGAACGCGUCGACGUAUGGUCGUAUGGUGUUGUCCUUUGGGAAUUGCUGACACAAGAGGUCCCAUACAAAAAUCUAGAGACACAUGCCAUAAUGUGGGGUGUGGGCACAGAUACGAUUGCCCUCCCCGUGCCGUCGACAAUGCCCGGAAGCAUGCAGCUACUCAUGAACCAGUGCUGGAACCGCACUCCGAGGAACAGGCCUCCCUUCAAGAUCAUUGCGGCUAACUUGGAAAUUGCUGGGGCCGAACUAGCCAGUUAUCCUACGGAGUGCUUCAAGAAGAACCAAGUAGAGUGGCGCAAAGAGGUUCAAGACAGCAUGACUCGAUUCUUCGCAAGGUCCAAAUCGGAGCCGAAAGAGGCAGCUGGGGACGAUCCGGAAUCGGACAAGCACGUCCGGAGAAUAUACGAGAACCAGCUGUGCCGAGCCAACGAGCUGUACCUGGAGGUGUGCACCGUGCGGCUGCAGCUUGAACAGCGCGAGAAAGACGUCGAGGAGCGCGAGAUUGCCCUAAGGGCUUGCCGUUGUGGUAUUCGCCGCAACUUGAAGUACCAUUACAAACCCUCCUCCUCGUCGUCCGAUCUGAUGGCGACCGAUCCUCGUCGGAAGUUCAAUAAGAAGAAGGAAGCCCAGGUGUUGGUGGUUCGAUACGUGGAAAAGAAAAAAACCAACAAAGCAGUAUCGGUGGCGGUACCCGAAGGCGAAGUCCAUAAUGUAAUGGUGGAUGUGGCCUGCGAAUUAAAUAAAAAAGCGAUCGAAAAAAAUAAUAACAACCAGCCACCUAAGAAGAAAGAUACUAUCGUGGAGGUGAAUGGAAACAUCGGAGUAAAACCAAAGGGACAUGGAAAGGUGGAUAACAAAUAUAAAAUACCAGAUAUUGCUCAUGUUUAAAUGUACAUCAUAAAUUAAUACGAGUUGGGAGCGCGUGCAUGCACCCAGCUCGAUCGACUUAACCGGACUGGUGUAAGCGAGCCUGUCUCGCCCUUCGAUUUUAGAAAACAGAAUCUUUUUACAAAGAGUCUCACUAUCUUCGUGUAAUAAAAUAACAAAAAACCAAAAAAAAGUAGUUAGACUUUGAUAUUGCUUUACAGCAUACGAAGGUUUCAAUUUAAUGUGUCUGUAUAUUUAGAACUGGGAGAUAUUAUUGUUUAACUUGUACUUACUACACGGACGUCACUCAAGUUCCUGCAAAGCCUAGGAAAACACAAAAUGUCUGUACGAUUUUGUCUCCUACAGUUUCAUAAUUUAAUAGGAAGUAGUGAUUUUGACAUAGGGAUAUCCCUAAUUCAUUAUAUUGUGUGUCUAUGUAUUCAAUUCUAUUAGCGAACACAAUGAAAUAUACCCACAUAAUACUACGAAGUAAAUAUAUUAUAAGCUAAACAAGUUACCAUCACAGUAGCAACUAAAUGUCUAUUACAGUUACGUAUACUAAAAAUAAGAAGUGACUCCAAGGUUGGGAAUUCAAGCAGACGGAAGUCCUAACCUCAUUCUGUAGGUAAGUGUCGAUGAACAAUUUUACCUGAUACCGCCAAAUGUCCCAACCACAUCGGAGAGUACACGCAAUAUAUAACUUAUAUCAGUUAAUAAUCUAAAUAUUCAUAAUCAUUCCAGAAAAUUUUAAUAAACCUUUGUGCGGGCUGAAAGCGCCUCUGAAAUGCACGGCAGAGGCACUCAUAUAUAUAUUUUUGAUUUUAAAGUCCCGAUCACUGCAGUCAUUUAAUUUCUAGAGACUAAAGUCCGAAGACAUGUAAACUAGGGACUUAUAGCUUUAGCGAAUUCGCAUUAAUGAAGGAAAUUCGAAUCUCGCGUCCAAUUAUUAUAAUCUAACUUUCAGUCCGCGUGUAGUGAAACAUUGGUGUGUAGAGAUUAAAUUGUAUUAGAUUACUGUGUGUUUAUAUCCUUUCUUUAAUUAGAUCCAGUAAUUAAUUUGCAUCAAAUAUCUUACAACCGAUAUAUUGAACAACUUAAACUAACAAAGCUAGAAAAUAAAAACACAUAAGGACUCUGAUUGUGUGCUCACAGAAAACUAUUAAUCUCAAAAUAAAAUAUCAAACACUAAGAAAUCUUCUAAAACGAAGUGUCAUGACUGAAUAUCCUUAUAUAGUACACAAAAUUCUCAUUCAAUAUAGAUGUGACAAAGGUUUAUUGUAGGGUACCCGACUUUAAAAUGUCCAAAAAUAUUGUGGUUGUGCAAUAAUAUAAAUAUUAAAAGGUAUAUCUACUUAUUUCAUAUUUGGUCGGUUAACCGAUAUAUUUGGUUUACGGUAUUAGUGUGCUUAAUGGCGCGUACUCGGCUAUAAAUAAAGUUUAAAACUUGUCGUGGAAUACAUAACAUUAUGACGUCAUCACAACAAUUAGAAAAAAGGUUUAGCAAAAUGUACCUAGUCAGUUACCCUAUAAUAAUCUAAACGUCUAUUUUUUCGAAGACUAUGAUUUUAUUAUCCUUAGAUAUACUUUUUAGUUUAGUGAAUAAGUAGUACUAGUUGGUAAAUUUAUUUCAUUUUAUAUAAGUUUAACAGUUUUAGCUAGACUAAAACUACUUAGGCUUAGGUUUAAAAGUAUGAUUUAUUAAUUUUGUUUUACUGAUUUUUACUUUGAGAAAAGGUUUUGGACCAAUUGCUGUCGUAGACACCAAGUUUGUUAUUUUCGCAAACUUUCUAACUCGACAGUUAAUUGGUGUGGAAACUUGUCUCUUUCCCAUGUAUUAGCUUUUUUACUCUGUUUUUAUAUAAAAAAAAAACUUAAUGGUAAUGACUAGUGAGAAGUAAUAUUUUUAUAACAUAUUUUUUGCUAAUCGUGCCGCGCGCGCUGGGGUAUGCACAAAUUGACUUAAAAUUUCAAUCAAUAUUGAUAUUUGGCAGGAGUAUUUAAUUGCGAAUCUUAUCAGUUAUAAAUAAAAAAUACCCUACAUAUGUUUUGUAGGGAUUUGUCUAAAAACUAAAUCAAGCGUUCCCCAGUGCACUAUUGCGGCGGGUUGGAUAGGUUCGGGAAUGAUAGGGAAAGAUAAAAAGUAUUAUUAAAUUUUUAAUAAUAAUGCCUUGCUUGAAGGCUAUGGCUAUUAUGAUGACUAGAUGUUUACGGCUGUAUUUAAAAGCUAUUUCGGUCAUUUAUUUAGAAUAAAAAUUUGUAAGCGAACAAGUUUGACGAGUUUACUUUAUUAAAAGUUACAUAAUCGAUCCAGAUUAUAUAAAAAAAAUAUUAUAUAUAACAUAAAUUGACAUUAAAAUUGUAAUUGAACACAACGGUUAGUAUCUUGACGUGUGGUAUCCGUCCCUGCUAUUGUGCGACGGUAAAGAAGAGCUGUGCAUUCCAUGUGUAGCGCAACAUUAUUAUCGCAACAACACAGUUGCAACUUCCACUACUCUUGGUACAUACGACCGUUGUCAAACGUGAUAUGAUAAACUUAAACAGCCCAUCUUUGUUUAUUAAAACAAAUAAAGCUGACCCCACGUGCGCGAUCCUUGGGCGUGUGAGUGGCGCAGGUGUCCCGAGCGUGUUGCGUGAGUGUGGCGUUUUGUUGCCUUGUGGCGUUUGGGAAGAGUGCAAGCGGCGGGCUCGCGUCGUGUACUCGGUGACGUCACUCAUACGACCGAAGAACGCAUGCGCUUAAUGUGGGGAGGCCUAAUGCUGACGCCUAACUGACCGAUUUCGUACUAUAAUUAAAUUUGAAAUAAAAACGCUAUUAUGCGCUAACCUUUUGUAAAUAUAUUGUCACGCGAGCUGAACAGAAGCAAAAAAUAUGUUACCGACCUAGCAAGUUUAUUUUUUUACUUAUAUUACUUAUUUAUGUUUAAAGGUUCCGUACGGCGAGUGAUUAUUUUAAAUAAAUGCUCAAAUAUUAGUUUUAUGAUUUAAUUUAUACUUACGGAAGUUGAGGGUCCAAAUUAAAGAUCUCAAAAUGUUGCAUUUUUUGUAUACUUUGUUAUUGUUUGUGCGGAACCUUCGGUGCGAGUUAAACUUGUGCUAUUGUGAUUAUUAUUAUAUUAUUUUAAACUUAACGAAGUGAUAGUAUUGGGCACUGGAUUGGAGAGACCUGGCGUGAUCUUGUAACGUGUAGACUCGACGGUUCCACUGUCGGGCAAGUCCUAGUAUGAACCAAAGAGCCAGUGUUAAUUCAGUCCAAAAGUUAAUACAGAUCACGAAUAAAUUCACGAACUUCAUCAUUUAGGCUUCGUACUUCAUUAAACGAAUUGAAAGUAUAGACUGCACUUAGUCUGAAUGUAAUUUUUUACACUAUUUUACUACUAACUUUUAAUCCUCUUGUGACCCUUUGGCACUGUUCUUAACUGCUCAACUUUGUCGAGCUACAAUACAAUUUGGUAACGAUAUCUUUAUAAACAUUUUGACAAAUUUUGAAAACCGCAACGAUUUUGAGUUAAGGUUUUUAUUAUUAUUACACCAAGUUGUUCACGAAAUCUGUUCCUGAUGAUUAUUGUCACAAUUUAGCGCGUGUAGGUACACCUCGGCAGUGCCAAUUUGUCAAUCUUCGCCUAAGAAUCUUUUAGUAUCUACCUUUACCACCUCUGAAAACGAAAUGUACAAUAUUUGAAGCAUUCGACGCAAAUACUCGACAUGAAAAUAUUAACGAUCAAUUUCGAGAGACUGUCUAAAUUCUGAGAAUUAAACGGUUUUCCACAUCAAGAUCAAAUUUCAUAAAUUAAAGUUAACAUAUGUCAUAUCAUUUUACGGCGAUGGCAAAAUUCCAAGUUUCAACGUGUGAGAUAAAUACGGUGCGAACUGGUUCGAUCCGGAUUGCAUUGUGACGAAUUAAAUACCAACCUAUGGUUAUCGUUAAUAUUUCGAUGGAGGAGUAUUUAUAUCAGGUGCGGAUAAUAAUAUGGUUGUAAGUCAUUUCAUUUGGAGGGUAUCACCAAUAUACUGAACAAUGAUUAAUCAGCUUACACCGAACUCUUCGUUUAAUCAUUGGUACUCUCAAACCUUUCUGCCAGGGCUUUAUAAUUACAAAAUGCGUGUCCCAUCCUAAUCACAUUUGUUUAUGUCACUGUGUUUUAUAGUUUAAAAACAUAUUUAAUAAGUUAAGUUACACCCUAUAGCCCUGGUACUAACUAUUUAUUAUAGAUUAGCCUAAUUUUUGGUCUAGUCGAAUUAAUUUUAAGUGUAUUCGAAUAUGUAUAACGUAGUAAAUAAAUUAUAG